Penicillium chermesinum is the source of this 2337-nucleotide messenger RNA. Its product is annotated as putative C6 transcription factor. Lineage: Eukaryota; Fungi; Ascomycota; Eurotiomycetes; Eurotiales; Aspergillaceae. Gene Ontology annotation, biological process: DNA-templated transcription; positive regulation of transcription from RNA polymerase II promoter by galactose. Gene Ontology annotation, cellular component: nucleus. The transcript is spliced from 11 exons. The record is from RefSeq and is a predicted model, not a curated record. Bases 1 to 2337 code for a protein of 778 amino acids. Gene Ontology annotation, molecular function: zinc ion binding; DNA-binding transcription factor activity, RNA polymerase II-specific; RNA polymerase II cis-regulatory region sequence-specific DNA binding.
AUGAAGCACACGAGUUUGGGCCAUACGGAUACUGUUGUCCAGCAUGGUGCCAUUUACGUUGGCGAUUACCCGGUCGUGCUAGGACACGAAGCUGCGGGCAUCAAGCCGACAGUCGGUCAUCCCUCGCCUUUUCUCCACGUUCUCAUCACAGCGAAGAUUGAGAAGGAAAUGCAGCAUCCAGAACAGCCGGACGAUGUUCGUGGCGAUGCCGGUAACAGUUUAGGCUCAAAAGCCUACGCCGUGAAACGCCGCCGAACGUCGUUAGCGUGCGACGCAUGUCGUACACGGAAAUCUAAGUGCGAUGGGUCUCGUCCCAAAUGUGCCACGUGCACCAACUUCGGGCUGGAAUGCCUCUACACGCCAUCCAGCACGUCGACCAAUCUGAUUGUCAAUAAGGACUAUCUGCAGAGUUUAGAGUCCCGGAUUGUGACACUAGAAGAAAGUCUGCGCACCGUCAGGGCUCAUAUUCCUGGCUUGUCUCAUGAUGUACAUGACGGGGUUGCCGUCAAGAACAGGCUCGAUGAACCGCCGGAAUUAGCCCAAACAGAAUCCUUAGCCAACAUCGCAGACACUGAAGAUUCGGUGGAUGCAAUGGGCACCGUGGCCUUUGCCGAUGAACAAGACUGCGGAUUUUUUGGCCCAUCAUCCAACAUCGCCUUUCUACGUCAUUUGUCUAGUGCAUUAUCAUAUAACGCCAACUCCCCAGUAACGGCUAGUUCCUCCUCUUCUACUGGAAAAAUAUUAUUGGACGGCGGCUUUGUUAAUGUGUCUCGCCCUCCGUCGCCAGGAUUGAGUGGCAUUGAUUCCACAUGUAGAAGACAAAAAGAGACGGACAUAUUCGCACUUCCUCCUGCUCAUGAGACUUCUCAGCUUGUCCAUAAAUAUUUCACCGAUACAGGCCUCCUUUAUCCCUACAUCUACCCCCCUUCAUUCCUUGAAACAUAUCGAGGUAUGUCCGAAAGGCAUCUCAAGGUUCGAAGAACGUGGCUUGGGCUGCUCAAUAUGAUACUUGCAAUGGCCAAGAUCACCGCCGCUCCUAGCGGGGAGCCAGCAGAAGAACGCAUUGCUGCCGCCGAUGUGUUCUACAAGCGUGCGUUAAGCUUAUGUGGCAAAGAGAUGUUGCGGGGAACCACUUUGGAAGUGGUGCAAUAUUUGUUGCUGACGGGCCAAUACAUGCAAGGCACACAGAAAUCCGUUCAGGCGUGGACAGUUCAUGGGUUGGCCGUAAAAGCCGCCCUUCAACUUGGCCUUCAUUCUAAAGAUGCCUCGAGGGUCUUCUCACCACAAGAGCAAGAAAUCCGAAAGAGGACUUGGUAUGGAACUUUGAGCAUGACCCUGGGGCGGCCAGCAGCUAUACCUGACAACUAUGUCAAGCUUGAUCUUCCGACAAAUUAUGUCGACGGUGGUGGUCCUACAGAAAGUCCGGUCGUAGACAACAAAACUUUUCAAAUGAGCGUGGACUUCUUCAGCUCCACGAUUCUACUAUAUAAACAGCUCUUCAACAUUGUUGACCUACUCUAUGGCCAGAAUCUCGGUUGCGAUCCAUCUCUCACAGUCGCCGAGAGUAUCAGUACCAUCCUUUCGAUUGAACGUCAACUUGUUGUUUGGGAAAAAUCACUCCCCCAAAAUAUUAACAUUGCAACAGCAACCAACAUUCGUGAGGGCAACGAAGAUAUGCCUGAUCCACCACGGUUCUACUCUAUGAAGUUCAGCGUUAUUCUUACUCUUCGAUAUCUCCAUCUCCGCAUUCUUCUGCAUCGCCCUAUUCUUGUGAAAUUUCUUGAUGCCUGCGGAAAAGGCGGCAUUGAUAAUCAUGAAGAAACGUUAUUACAACAGAUUGGAUUCAAUAGUAUUCAAAUCUGCAUGGAAUCUGCCAUGAGCAUUAUCGAUAUCAUUCGCGAGUUGGUACACUCAUCGGGGUGGCAUAAAAACCUCCUUGGUGCAUGGUGGUACACUCUCUAUUACACAUUUCACUCGGCAUUGAUUCUCCUUGGAAUGAUUCGAAUUAGCAAAAAUAGCCAGCCUGCCACAACCUCCCUAUCGCAUAAUAUUGAUGAACUCAUUGCCUACCAUGGCCAGGUCGUUUCAAUACUGUACAAACUAGAUUGCGGCAAUCGCAUCGUCGACCGAUGCAGGUGUUAUCUUGAACAGUUCAACAACACAAUCAACGCACCAGGAGAAUUGGAGUUGAACCAUGUCGGGAUAGGCGGUAUUCCCUUGGGCGGCUCCGGGACUAACGCGGAGUCUUCGCCUCUGGGUCUGGAAUUUGGCGAGUUUCUGAUAAAUGGUGAUUUCUGGUCAUUGCUGAACCGACAAGAAUCUGUACCAAGCGAGUGA